GGUGCAGGUGAGGGUAGACAAACACGGAGGAGCAAACUGAUCCCUGGAGCCUGACGCAUCAGCUGAAAGAAAACAACACGAUGAGGAGCUGAAGCAGGACUUCUCAAUCUGCUAACAUCCGGUUGGGCCUGGCUGUGUGAAGGAGGGAACCAUGAACCUGCAAUAACUGGAUUUAACUUCAUUAUCUUUGUUUAAAGUUCAUAAAAACACACAAGAAUGUCGUCAAACUCGAACUACCUCUGCAAACAGGGAGACACCGUCUGUGAGAUCCGUGUGUACGAGCGGGAGGUCAUUGUGGUGCCCAUGCUCCUGCUCACCAGCUUCGUUGUGUUGCUGGUCUUCAUUUUGCUGCUACACUUCUGUCCCGAGAGGGUGGAUCGACUCCGACCCCGUGCCCAGAAGUCCAACACCAGGAGGGUGCUGCACGGCAUCGACGCCCCGCAGGAUUUCAAUAUACUCGAGCACGAAAGCAUCGCCUUGGACAUGCCCAACUCAUACGCCACCUUCCAGGCUGCCAACCCUUACAUCACCAAAACCCUCUCCAAGAAACCCAGCACGUCGCCCCCUGCGUCCAACCCCCCACAGCCCAUCAAGUCUGGCUUCACCCCUGUGGCCCAGCCCAGAGAGCUGCCCCGCCAGAGGCUGCCUGAGUCCUUCAACCUGGUGGCCCCUCUGCCCAGCACCUUCUCCCUGCGCUCCGACUCCUCCGUGUCCCUGUACAGGGCGCGCAUGGAGAACAGGAAUGUGGUCCUGCGGGUCCUGAAUGAUUCGGCCGAUGCCGCUGAGAGACACAGCUUCCUGGGCUUCGCAUCGUUCCUGUCCCAGCUGGGACCCCAUCCGUUCCUGCCAGAACUGCUCGGUGUGGUCUCCCUCCGAGCUCCUCUGGUCACGGUGGUGGAGGAGCUGGAAAACAGGGACCUGCUCAGCUACUUGUGGAGGUGCAGACAGAGCAAUGUGGAUCCUCCCUGCGAGAUGACUGAGAGAAGAAUCUUCACCAUGGCCAGUCAGGUGGCCUCGGCACUGGAGUUCCUUCACAGCAAAGACCUCCUGCAUGGAAACAUCCGGGCCCGCAGCGUUCUGGUCAGCAGGCAGCUGACAGCGAAGCUCUGGGGUCUGCAUGGAGUCUACACGAGGACGGACCAGAAGGCCACUCAGAAGGAAGACCCCAGCAUGAAGAAGUGGCAGGCUCCAGAAGUGCUCGUCAAGAAAUCUGCCUCUCAGAGCAGCGACAUCUGGUCGUUUGGCGUUUUACUGUAUGAAAUGGCCACUUUGGGUGAAGCACCGUUUGCAGAAAUAUCAAUUAACGAGCUCCUGCAGUUUCAUCAGCGAGGGAAAAGUCUGAAAAAGCCCUCCAACUGCUCCAACGCUCUAUACGCACUCAUUAAAGGCUGCUGUCAGUGGAAGGAGCAAGACCGUCCCCUUCUGGCCGAACUGAGCCGAAAACUCGUUUCAGGAGAAAAAAGUGCCUCUGAUAAAGUCCUGAAAGCGCCUGGGUCAGUUAACAUCGAGCAGUACCUGCAGGAGGCGGGAUACGGAGAAACAAACGGCUACACCGUUUUCUGAUCAGACUGCCAGAACAGAAGAAAUAUUUGCACUAUAGUCUGAAAACACGAGGAGGAACUUCUAUAUGAUGCAAUAAAAAAAGUGUUCCUAAAUUAUUUUUGAGUAACUUUAAGUUAUUCUUUAGACUCUCACAACUAAGUUGUGUAAAAUCUUGUGAUAAAUGGCCUGGGUGUCCAUGUAUAUUGUUAAGAACACUAUGAUUUUUAGGGAUUGUUUGGGAAUUUGAAACAUGUCAUCGUGUUGGAAUGGCUCGAGACCUUGUAAACCUGACCUGUGAACAGCUUUCACUUCACCAACCCAAGGUUUAAAUCCUCCACGUAUGAUGGUUUGCAGACCUUGUACCAAAAAAGCCAAAGUAAAUCAGAUAAAGAUAUGUAUAUAUGAAAUAUUCCAAAGAUGUUUGUAUUAAAAUAAAGGAGCUAUCGUCGCAAUUAAAGUUUGUUUACUCAAAAAGAUCAGCUCUGAGAAGAACCUAAGCGCGAGAAAAUAGCUCAAAAUGUUUACAAAAAAAAUUUAUGUGAAUAAAAACAUGGAACUGCCA
This is a messenger RNA of Nematolebias whitei (Rio pearlfish), 2104 nucleotides long. Its product is annotated as tyrosine-protein kinase STYK1. Gene Ontology annotation, molecular function: ATP binding; transmembrane receptor protein tyrosine kinase activity. Gene Ontology annotation, cellular component: signaling receptor complex. The coding region runs from base 217 to 1563 and encodes 448 amino acids. Lineage: Eukaryota; Metazoa; Chordata; Actinopteri; Cyprinodontiformes; Rivulidae. Gene Ontology annotation, biological process: positive regulation of kinase activity; cell surface receptor protein tyrosine kinase signaling pathway; protein phosphorylation. The transcript has 10 exons. The record is from RefSeq and is a predicted model, not a curated record.